Ipomoea triloba (trilobed morning glory) is the source of this 2029-nucleotide messenger RNA. Its product is annotated as ultraviolet-B receptor UVR8-like. Bases 159 to 1610 code for a protein of 483 amino acids. NCBI's taxonomy places the organism in Eukaryota, Viridiplantae, Streptophyta, Magnoliopsida, Solanales, Convolvulaceae. The record is from RefSeq and is a predicted model, not a curated record. The transcript is spliced from 11 exons.
AAUAAAAAACUCAAAACGCUCACAGCACUCUCUCUUUCGCUUCCACAAACGCAAACACUCCAAAGAAACUUUUCAAAGCUCACAACUUUAUUGGUGUUUUUUUUCUCAUUUUUUUUAAAAAAUAAUUCUGUGAGUUUCGGAGAGGAGAUUUGCUCGGAAUGAAUGGGAAUGGCGAGGGGAGUGGCGGAGAAGGUAAGAUGGAGAGAGUAGUGUAUAUGUGGGGGUAUUUGCCGGGGGCUUUACAGAAACGGUCGCCGUUACUCUCGCCGGUGGUGGUGAAACUGCCGCCGUCUGUUGCCGCCGGCACUUCAUGGAAGGACGUUUCCGGCGGGGGUUGUGGCUUUGCCAUGGCCAUUUCAGACUCUGGAAAGCUUAUUACCUGGGGUUCAGCAGAUGAUUUGGGUCAAAGCUAUGUAACGUCAGGGAAGCAUGGGGAAACGCCAGAGCCCUUUCCCCUUCCUGAUGGAGUUUCAGUAGCAAAAGCUUCUGCAGGUUGGGCUCAUUGUGUUGUUGUUACAGAGAAUGGAGAGGUUUUCACGUGGGGAUGGAAAGAGUGCAUCCCUUCUGGAAAGGUUAUUGGGGAUCCAUCUGUAGGAUUAAACAUUGAGAACAGUGAAACUGAAAAACAGACUAUGCUCUUUACAGAACAAGUAAGCCCUCGCUUCCAGGGGUCAGGAUCAACUGCUGGUGCUGUGUCUGUUAGCAGAGGUGUAGAGGAUGGUGCAAAAAGAAGACGCGUAUCAUCAUCUAGACAAGCGGCAGAGAGCUCUUCGUCAAACGAUGAAAGUCUUUCUGCACUUCCAUGUUUGGUCACAUUGAACCCAGGAGUAAGAGUUGUUAGUGUUGCAGCUGGUGGCAGGCACACACUUGCCCUGUCAGUUCCAGAUAUAGGACAAGUCUGGGGUUGGGGGUAUGGAGGUGAAGGGCAGCUUGGCUUAGGGUCACGGAUUCGCAUGGUAUCUUCUCCGCACCCCAUUCCUUGCAUCAGCUCCUCUCCCAUGGCAAAGGAUAGAGCUGUGGGUGUUUCUCAUGGAAGCAUGGGUUCAGAGGGACUAGGACAUAUAGCUCCGGGGAGUUAUGUGAAAGGAAUUGCCUGUGGUGGUCGCCAUAGUGCCGUUGUAACAGAUGCUGGAGCACUACUUACUUUUGGUUGGGGACUCUACGGGCAGUGUGGCCAAGGAAGUACUGAUGAUGAGCUAAGUCCUGCGUGUGUAUCUUCGUUACUUGGAAUCAGGAUUGAAGGUGUUGCAGCUGGACUAUGGCACACACUAUGCAUUUCUGCUGACGGUGAUGUAUAUGCAUUUGGUGGCAACCAAUUUGGACAGUUGGGAACGGGAGGGGAUCAAGCAGAGACUCUUCCCCGGCUUCUUGAUGCUCCUAGUUUGGAAAAUGUGAAUGCGAAAGUUGUAUCGUGUGGAGCACGCCAUAGCGCUAUAGUUACAGAGGACAGCAAAGUGUUCUGCUGGGGCUGGAACAAAUAUGGCCAGCUUGGUUUGGGCGAUGUAAUAGAUCGCAACAUUCCCACGCAAAUGUCAAUCGAUGGAUGUGUCCCGAAAAAGGUGUCAUGUGGAUGGUGGCACACCCUUCUACUAGCAGAAUCACCCACAUGAAUGCCCUUCAAUCUCCUGUAUGCUCCAGGCACAGUUUUGCUAGGUUAGCAGUUAAGUCACAUAUAUAUGUAUGUUCAUGUACAUAAAAUAUAUAGCUUGUAUACAUUAUGGCACAAAUAUAAGCUUGCAUUAGUGAUGUCAAAAUCCAAUGACUCCAACCACAGCAUCAAGAAAUGACAUGUUCCUAUUGUUGUGUGGAAGAUUAGAAGGUAUAUGAUUGUAGCCUACAGUGUACUAGCCUUGUCGAUGCUUCGAGUUUAUAGUGUGAUACGAUCUCACAUCGACUCCUUUAGGAAUGGAGAAGUGUUACUUAAAGUUAAGGUUUCGGAUUAAGUGUCUAUAAUAGUGUAUGAAUAUGUUACUGCAAAUCUGGUAUAAUGCAGCUAUUAUCAGUUUAUAGUAUUUAGGUUUGAACUCAA